AUGGUUUCUAAUCAGUUCAGAAUUGUUGUGGGUUCAUACGAACAUAACAUUUUAUGUCUGUCGGUAAACUUGUCCUCUGAGACACCUUUUUUCACACCAAUAUUCCACUUUCAAGCGCAUGCGCUGAGUGUGAAAUGUGCGGAUAUUUCGAAUCGCUACUUAGUCUCUGGGUCCAACGACGAGCAUAUUCGUAUUUACGACUUGCAGAAGCGUAAAGAACUGGGAAAUUUGAUGAGCCACCAAGGCUCGAUAACUGCGCUGAAAUUUUCCAGAGGAGCUCAGCCAGCUACAAACGGCAGUGAGACUCAAAAGACCGGCCAUGCAAACAGCAGGUGGCUGCUGUCUGCAUCCGAGGACAACAAUUUAGCAGUGUGGAGGGUCAAAGACUGGGAAAAUUUUGGAACUUUGAAGGGACACACAGCGCGGAUCAACGAUUUCGACAUUCAUCCUUCCAGUAAGAUCGCCAUCAGUGUGAGCGAGGAUCACUCGAUCAGGCUAUGGAAUCUCAUGACACUCAAGAAAGCCGGAGUUCUGAAGCUAAAAAAAUACAAUCAAAACGGACAGUUUGUUAGAUGGUGUGGCGAGAACGGCGAGUUUUUCGCAGUGGCUCUGCUCAACAAGGUCUUGAUUUACAAGACUUCCACCGCGAAAGUGUACCGCGAAAUAGAUACCGGAAGGUCCUCGAUCAUGCAUAUGGAAGUCGAAACUAUCGGCGGUCAAGAAUACAUAGUGGUUGGCCAAGGAAACGGUUCCAUCGCCAUGUAUGCGACGAAGGAAUUGUACGGCGAAGAGGAAAAGCCAAGUGAGGAAGAAAAUACCACACCAGCUCCAGAAUGCUGUUUGCAAGGACACAGCAUUCGUAUCAAAGACUUCAAGUUCUACUCAAAUGAGUUUGGCCAUUACUUGGUUUCGAUUAGCUCUGACGGGAAAAUUGUCGUCUGGGAUAUGGCAAGUAAGGAACAAGUUGCUGUGUAUGACUGCGGUGAAAGGUUGAACUGUCUUGCGUUGUGUGACGAAACAAUCGAGAAAUACGAAACUAUAAAGAAAAGAGAUGCAGAUGAAGUUGAUCUGGGUGAACAGAGUGAGCCAGAAGAGGACUCGGAAAAUCUGAAGCAAAUAAUGUUGGGAACUAAAUCCGUCAAAAAGAGAAGAAAGAACAAUAAAUCUGGGUCUAAGUCUAAAAAAGUUGAAGUGCAACUAGAAUAA
Lachancea sp. 'fantastica' is the source of this 1206-nucleotide messenger RNA. The record is from the annotation of a GenBank genome assembly. Lineage: Eukaryota; Fungi; Ascomycota; Saccharomycetes; Saccharomycetales; Saccharomycetaceae.